AGUGACUUACUCAGACCAGUCAAAGCUUCAUCCUUCAGCUCUACUCCAACGGCUCUGUUGCUCGCCUUUACACGUCCCGCUGACUCAAAGAGAAAUUUUGCUUCAUACUGAAAGAGAUAUAACCUGGGUUGUCAGAAUGCUUAACGCAGAGCUCUUAGAAGUCACCCCCACAAGCCUCGCCUACAUCUGCCUGGGAGGAUUCAUUGUUGCAUUCUCAUCCAUAUCGCUUCUCGUUAAGGAAAAGUUGUACAUCAACGAAGUCAUCCUCGGAACUGCUUUCGGUAUCAUUGUCGGCCCCCACUGUGCCAAUAUCUUCGAUCCUCGCUCGUGGGGCUCCUCAACCAAUGACAUUACACUGGAAGUCAUGCGGGUGAUCCUUGCUACAGGGCUGUUCGCCAUUGGUGUAGAGCUUCCUGGAUCGUACAUGAAGAGACAUGCUCGUGGGCUUGCUGUUUUAGUCGUGCCUACCAUGGCAUUGGGAUGGCUCACCAUCUCUGCGAUCAUGUACCUCAUCUUCCCCAACCUCGCUUUCAUUUCCUGUCUCGCAGUCACGGCGUGCUUGACGCCGACCGACCCUAUUAUCUGUGCCACAAUCGUGGGCGGGUCCUGGGCACUCAAGCACGUACCACGCAACCUGCGGUUGCUCAUCUCAGCUGAAUCGGCAGCCAACGAUGGGCUCGCAUAUCCAUUCCUGAGCAUCUCUAUCUACUUGACGGUCGAGGCGUCGAGGAAGGUGGCGAUUGGGAAGUGGUUCUUGGUGGGCUGGCUAUAUGAAGUCAUCCUGGGUAUCGUCCUGGGAUCUAUCAUGGGAUUGAGCUUCUCGUAUCUCAUGAAGGUCUCGCAUCGAAGGGGCUUCAUCGAUCGACAAUCUUAUAUCGCGCAAUAUCUUGCCUUGGCCCUGUUCACUACAGGUGUUGCCUCAACCAUCGGCAGCGACGACUUGCUGGCUGCAUUCGCAUGCGGGAAUGCUAUCUCUUGGGACCAGCACUUCAACGAGAUCACAGAGAACGAAGUUUUCUCCUCUGUAAUCGACCUCGUGCUCAACUGUGGCUGCUUUGUCUAUAUCGGUGCGUGGAUGCCUUUCGAGGCAUUCAACAGUCCGGAAAUUGGAAUCACCCCCUGGCGUUUGGUCGUGUUGUUUUUGACCAUCUUGGCACUGCGACGGAUCCCUGUAGUGUUGUUGCUGUAUCGAUUCGUGCCGGAGAUCAAGACGUGGAAGGAGGCACUUUUUACAGGUCAUUUUGGACCAAUGGGUGUCGGGGCAGUUUUUGUGUCCACGCUUGCCGCGUCGCGACUUCCUCGGCCAAACAAUCCACCAGCGGAUCAACAAGAGCUUCUGGCUGCCACGAUACAACCCAUCGUCGCAUUUGUCGUGCUGGGGUCGAUCAUCGUCCACGGUCUUUCGAUCCCGUUCUUCACGCUCAGCGGCAAUAUGCAAUCCCGCACUCGCUCGCUCAUGGUGACGUUGUCACGCCACGAUACGGUCGAUUGGCUCAUCGGCACGCGCCGGGAUCGGCCUGCUUUGCCGACUAGGGAAGACGGAGACUUGUCCCAGACUGCUACUGUCAUCGAAAUUGUCACUGGCCAAGCCGCUCCGCCUCAGGACACUUCUGAACACAACGAGCAGCCGCAUAUCACCACUUCCCAAUAACAUUGACUGGGGGCGUCCAGUCCAGAAGGACGCCUUCGGGGAGAGCAUAGUAGAUCAGACAGUCUGGACAAAGAAAAUGAAUCCACGCUUUUCUCUGA
Mycena citricolor is the source of this 1749-nucleotide messenger RNA. The record is from the annotation of a GenBank genome assembly. Lineage: Eukaryota; Fungi; Basidiomycota; Agaricomycetes; Agaricales; Mycenaceae.